GUUGAUUGUUAGAGCAAGUAGGCUGCUGAGGAGAGAGGACUUCAGAAGCAGUGCACUCUACAAGAAAAUAUGCUGUCUGGUUGAAAUCUAUUGGAUUUUCAGAUGUUAACGUUAGGAUACACGUUUAGCGAACUUUAUGAACACAUUCGCGGUUGUUCCUUGUAGUUCUUGGAAGUGUGAGUACUAGGUACGAACUCGCUAGACUUGAGAUGAGUUAGCGGUAUACUGGCCGUUAGCUAGUUUAAGAAGUAAAGAUUAUUUCAUAGAAAGGGUUGGCAAUAUCGAGGAAAAUCCUCGUCCAGACAUUGGCAAGAAAAUUCCACUUAACGACCUAUCGGGAGGAUGCGGCUAGGGCUGGGGCGCUAUCGGGUGGGGCCCAUGUGGCUCUGGAAGGCCCUGCUGGUGUUCGUGGCCAUCGCCUUCGCAGGACAGUUACUGGGGGUCAUCUUCAACAAAAGCCUCCAGCAGGACAGGUCGCGGUCGCUGUUCUCAUCCGACGGCCAGGGCCCGUCUCUGGGCUCCUGUCGGCCCCACAGCCACGUCAUGUUCCUGAAGACCCACAAGACAGCCAGCAGCACUGUUCUCAACAUGCUUUACCGAUACGGAGAGGAGAGGGAUCUGUGCUUCGCCCUGCCUCUGGGGUACCAGUUUGGCUACCCUCUCCCCUUCAACGCACACAGGGUCAAAGGUUAUAGAGGGCCCCACGUGGCCGAGUUCAGCAUUAUGGGAAACCACAUGCGCUUCAACAAACCAGAGGUAGAGAAGGUGAUGCCAGUGGACACCUUCUACUUCUCUAUCAUGCGUGACCCCGUAGCGCUGGCCGAGUCGUCCUAUGCCUAUUACAAAGCUGUCGCCCCCGCCUUCAAGAAGGCCAAAGGCCUGGGAGACUUCGCCGACAACCCCAGGAAGUACUACGACCCCCGUCUCCGUAACAACCACUACGCCCGCAACCUGCUCUGGUUCGACUUCGGCCUGGACCACAACGCCAACUUCUCGACCACACUGGCCCGACGAGGCGAGGCGGCCGUCCGACGCGCCUUCAAACUCAUCCUGGUCUCUGAGCACUUUGACCAAUCCAUGGUCCUGCUGCGCCACGCCCUCUGCUGGCCGCUGGACGCCAUCGUCUCCUUCAGUCUCAACGCCCGCCAGCAGAAGCCCAGCGGAGGCAGCUCCUGGGUGGGUAAAGCUGCAGUUGCGCAGCCCCCCGCCCUGGCUCUAACAGACGACCAACGUCUAAAGCUCCGCGAGUGGAACGCCCUGGACUGGCACCUCUACCAGGCCUUCAACCGCUCCUUCUGGAACGAGGUGGAUCGCUUCGGGAGAACCAGGAUGGACCAGGAGGUCGCUCUUCUCCGUACCCGCCGGGAUGUGCUGGCCCGGGCCUGCCUGAGGGAUGGCGGGAGACCUGUGGAGGCCAGCCGCAUCCGCGACAAGACCAUCAGGCCCUUCCAGAGCGGCUUGGUGAAGAUCCUGGGAUAUGAGCUCCAGCCUGGGCUGGACAACGCUACUCAUCAGUCCUGUCUGAGGAUGAUCAGGCCAGAGAUCCAGUAUAAGGACCUGCUGGAUGCCAGGCAGUUCCCCAGGGCUGCUCCCCAGGCUGCCCAAGCCCAGGCCCCGGCUAUCCCUGCUGGGGGAGCCUACGUGAGGAAAGACCCUUCUUCCCAACUCAGGACACGAGAGCUGGGGGUGGGGGAAGGAGGAGGAGUAGGAGGGGGGACGGGGGAGGACAGGAGUCGGCUAUCUCGUAGUAAUAAUAAUAAUAAUAACCAGACAUUGCUACGAGGAGGAGGAGGGAAAGGGAAGAUAAAAUAGUUUUCCAUCCUGAAUUCACUGCCUUGAGAGAAUGAAUAAGACUAACGCUGACUGAGCCUGUGUACUCUUACUCAAGCACUCGUUGAGUAUUUCUAUUACUAAAGUACUCAAGAGACUUGUUGGAAAUACCCAUUCCCAUUCUCCCUCCAACCCACCUCUACUUUACUGUACAUUCUCUUUCUUCUGGCUGAACUUAGGACUGGUUAUGACUCUAUUUCGUGUUCAUACUGACUUUAUGGUUGCUGUGGAUGUGUUUUAAUGGGACUUGAAAUGGAAUUGCAUUGCAUUCAGUGGGCCAGAUGUCGUUCAAAGAUUCUGCUUCUCUGAUCGAGAAAGAAAGUCACAUUUGGUGGUCCAACUGCUACGUUCAACAUAGUCUCCUGCACGAUCAAGAACUCAGCCAGUCAGUUUUAGUUUUUUGAAAAAUAACUAGGCUAUUACCUUUCUUGAACGCUAACACAGACGGCAUAUAUGAUAUGACAGCAGCCAGGCAGCGAGCCAUAGCCACAUACUGGGAGAGGAAUGAUUCCCACCUGAUGUAAGUUGCAUGUUCUGACUGAGAAUAGGAAUAGGAAUGGAAUUCAUAAUUUUGAACGCAGUGUGUCCGGUGUAGAAAACGUAGUCCACAUGAAGCAGUGGAUGCGGAUGAGGGGAGGACGGCUCAUAAUGGCUGGAAUGCAACGAAAGCAUCAGUAUCAAACACACAAUACUGUUCUAUUCAUUCCAUUCCAGCUAUUACAAUGAGCCUGUCCUCCAAUUUAAAGCGACACCGGCCUCCACUGAUACGAAGCCAGCACUGGAGAGCAGUGAGUCUCGGAAUAGGCUUAACUGUGAUGUCUGCAAGAUGGGAGUUAGGAGCGAAAACUUUGAUAAGGACCGAAGUGUACAGCAUUAAUGUACUGUAUCUGAACUGAAGCACUGUGGUUGAAUGGAUAGCUAGCAUGUCUGACUUUGAAUAGAUAUAGUAAUAUUGGAUACACAGUAAUUCCCUGACUCAAUGCGGGUGUUAAAUGCGAGCCACACAGCAAAUGGGCCAGUGUUACCUCGUGUUGAUUUUUCAGUGUAACAUUUCUAGUGUUGAUUCAGGUGUUAAAUUAACACUAUUUGGUGUAAAUGAACCCCAGUGUUGGUGUUAAUAACCAGUGUUAAACUAAAACGACGUCCAUCAUUGUCAUAUUUCUGAUAUCUUAGUCUUCCCAACCCAGCAGUCAUUCUCAAUGCAGGUUGCAGGUGAAUAAGAAUUUAAAAUGUUGCCUAUACCAGUCUGUCUGGAUUCCAAUAGAAAUUACUCAUCACUUUGCAAGCCAUCAUCAUAAUGUGACUUGCAAGCCUGAAAACCAUGA
Salvelinus sp. IW2-2015 is the source of this 3155-nucleotide messenger RNA. Its product is annotated as galactose-3-O-sulfotransferase 2-like. Gene Ontology annotation, molecular function: galactosylceramide sulfotransferase activity. NCBI's taxonomy places the organism in Eukaryota, Metazoa, Chordata, Actinopteri, Salmoniformes, Salmonidae. Gene Ontology annotation, biological process: glycolipid biosynthetic process. The record is from RefSeq and is a predicted model, not a curated record. Gene Ontology annotation, cellular component: membrane.